AUAAUGUGGAGGUUAAAGAUAGCAGAUGGAGGCAACAAUCCAUACCUUUACAGCACAAACAAUUUUAUAGGUAGGCAAACUUGGGAGUUUGAUCCUAACUAUGGAACUCCUGAAGAGCGUGAUGAGGUGGAACAAGCUCGAUUUCAUUUCUGGAAUAAUCGUCAUGAAUUUAAGCCUAGCGGUGAUCUCCUUUGGCGCAUGCAGUUCAUAAGAGAGAAGAAAUUCAAACAGAGGAUACCUCAGGUGAAGAUAGAGGACGGUGAAGAGAUAUCUUAUGAGAAAGUAACGGCCACAUUGAGGAGGUCUGUUCACUUAAUUGAGGCGUUACAGGCUGACGAUGGCCACUGGCCAGCUGAAAAUACUGGUCCAAUGUUUUUCAUUCAGCCCUUGGUUAUAUGCUUGUAUAUCGCAGGGCAUCUAAACAGCGUGUUUCCAGCAGAACAUAAAAAAGAAAUCCUUCGGUACUUAUAUAAUCAUCAGAACAAAGAUGGUGGAUGGGGAUUACACAUGGAAGGUCAUAGCACGAUGUUUGGAACGACUCUGAGUUACAUAUGUAUGCGUCUUCUAGGAGAAGGACCUGAUGGUGGUUUGAAUGGUGCUUGCACCAUUGCACGAAAAUGGAUUCUUGAUCAUGGCGGUGUGGUCGGCAAUCCCUCUUGGGGGAAAACCUGGCUUUCAGUACUUGGUGUUCAUGAGUGGGUAGGAUGCAACCCAAUGCCCCCAGAGUUCUGGCUUCUCCCAUCCAUCUUUCCCAUGCAUCCAGCGAAAAUGUGGUGUUACUGUAGGCUGGUAUACAUGCCGAUGUCUUACUUAUAUGGCAGAAGAUUUGUGGGUCCAAUAACUCCUCUGGUUUUACAACUUCGCGACGAACUGUAUACACAACCCUACAACGAUAUCAACUGGAAGAGUUGGAGACAUGUGUGUGCCAAGGAGGAUAUAUACUACCCGCACCCUUUACUACAAGAUUUGAUGUGGGAUAGCUUAUACAUUAUCACCGAGCCUCUCCUAACUCGAUGGCCAUUUAACAAAUUGCGGAAGAAAGCACUUGAGAAAACCAUCAGGCAUAUCCAUUAUGAAGACGAAUGUAGCCGCUAUAUCACAAUUGGGGCUGUGGAGAAGGCAUUGUGUAUGUUGGCAUGCUGGGCUGAGGAUCCAAAUGGAGUCUGCUUUAAAAAGCACUUAGCCAGAAUCCCCGAUUUCAUCUGGGUUGCCGAGGAUGGAAUGAAAAUGCAGAGCUUUGGCAGCCAAUUAUGGGAUGCAAGUAUAGCUAUACAAGCUCUUCUGGCUACUGAACUUACCCAUGAUAUUGCUCCUAUAUUAAAGAAAGGACAUGAUUUCAUUAAAGCCUCGCAGGUAAGGGACAAUCCUUCAGGAGAUUUUAGAAGCAUGUACCGUCAUAUUUCCAAAGGUGCGUGGACCUUCUCAGAUCAGGACCAUGGAUGGCAACUUUCAGACUGUACUGCUGAAGGGUUAAAGUGCUGCCUCUUAUUUUCGACGAUGCCCCCAGAGAUUGUUGGUAAAAAGAUGGACCCUGAGCAAUUACAAGAUGCUGUCAACGUAAUACUUUACUUACAGAGCGAAAAUGGGGGGCUAUCAGGAUGGGAACCAGCAAGAGCAUCAAAUUGGUUGGAGAUUCUCAAUCCUACAGAAUUUUUUGAGGACAUUGUCAUAGAGCACGAGUACGUCGAAUGCACAGCAACAGGAAUGCGGGCCCUUGUUUUAUUCAAGAAGUUAUACCCAGAUCAUAGGACGAAAGAAAUAGAAAGUUUCCUGACAAAUGGCGCUAGAUACCUGUAUAAUAUGCAGAUGCCAGAUGGUUCAUGGUAUGGAGAAUGGGGUAUGUGUUUUACAUACGGUACCUACUAUGCUCUUGGAGGACUGGCAGCAAUUGAGAAGACUUAUGAAAAUUGUCAGCCAAUCCGUAAAGCUGUCAGAUUUCUGCUUACAACACAAAUGGAGGAUGGUGGUUGGGGAGAAAGCUACCGAUCGUCCCCAGAAAAGAUAUACAUACCUCUAGAGGGGAAUCGGUCCAAUGUGGUACACACUGCAUGGGCUUUGAUGGGAUUGAUUCACUCUAAACAGGAAGAGAGAGACCCGCUACCUUUACAUAGAGCAGCCAAGUUGUUGAUCAACUCUCAGAUGGAAAAUGGUGAUUUUCCACAACAGGAGACAACUGGAGUUUUCAAGAAGAACUGUUUGUUGCACUAUGCAAUGUACCGGAAUAUAUAUACGUUGUGGGCUCUAGCAGAGUACCGAGAGAAACUCCCGAUAUCUAGUGUAAGUUUGUCAUCAACCAUGUUUGCACCCAGCAGUGCCUGAUUCUGUGUUUCAGAAUGCAUGUAACUGUCCACACUAACAUCUGGAACCAGUUCUUGCAGGCAUGAGAGAUCAGACACAUCGGAUAAAUCUUGACCAUCCACUAGUGG
Molecule: messenger RNA, 2426 nt
Organism: Erigeron canadensis
Lineage: Eukaryota; Viridiplantae; Streptophyta; Magnoliopsida; Asterales; Asteraceae
Product: shionone synthase
Exons: 19
Coding region: 4-2319 (771 amino acids)
Biological process (GO): triterpenoid biosynthetic process
Cellular component (GO): lipid droplet
Molecular function (GO): beta-amyrin synthase activity
Source: RefSeq, a predicted model, not a curated record